Trichoderma reesei QM6a is the source of this 486-nucleotide messenger RNA. RefSeq lists its product as uncharacterized. NCBI's taxonomy places the organism in Eukaryota, Fungi, Ascomycota, Sordariomycetes, Hypocreales, Hypocreaceae. The record is from RefSeq and is a predicted model, not a curated record. The transcript has 2 exons. The coding region runs from base 1 to 486 and encodes 161 amino acids.
AUGUCGCAGCGACCAUCCACACCAGUCAAGGUGCCGCCCUCGGCAGCAAACUACACGCCCGCAACGCUGGACCCAGACCUGCGAUCACAGAUCAACGCGAUACUGCUAAAAGACGGCCACGUCGCCAAAAUCCAAGAAGCCCUCCUCCACGCGCUCAACUCAAACUCCUCCAACUGGCCCACCGCCGUCCAGAACCACGCCCUGAACCUCCUCCGCUCCGGCGAAGUCACCACCUACCCUGCCCUCCUCCGCCGCGUCCUCGACGACGUCCGCGAGAGCCAGCCGUCCACAUCCACAUCCACGUCCAGCGCCAACGGCAAAUCGUCAGCAGCGACAAACGGCGCCGACGCCAACAAGAAAGCCAACGGCGCCUCCUCGGACAAGCCGCCCCUCGCCAUACCCACCUCCGUGAUAGAAGAGGCCCUCCGCAUCACGAGGGAAAGCCUCGACGCCGUCUGCGAAAUCGAGGAGAAGGGCAGCGGCUAG